Molecule: messenger RNA, 8012 nt
Organism: Caretta caretta (loggerhead turtle)
Lineage: Eukaryota; Metazoa; Chordata; Testudines; Cheloniidae
Source: RefSeq, a predicted model, not a curated record
GCUGCCUGGCACUGAGCGCUGCCGCGGCUGCAGUUCACACUGGUAUUGAUCGCUUCCCAGCGCGCGGGGCCGUCGGAACCGGGCUGGCGCUGCUGCCGGGCUGUGGCUGGGCAGGGACUUGAGGAAACUUGUGGGGGGAGGAGAGCGCGAGCCGGGGGGGGGGGCGCGCUGCGGUCUCUCCCUGCUGCUGCUGCUGGGAGGAGGAAGGUUUGGGCUCCGCUGAGGAGGAGAAGCAGCCGCCGCCGCCAGAAAGGAAGAGGCAGGAGAGAGGCAUUUGGAGCCCCCUAAAGUGCCCCCCGCCCCUGCACGGCAGGCGACAUUUCCAGCUUCAUGGGCAAAGUGUGGAAACAGCAGAUGUACCCCCAGUACACCACCUACUACUACCCCCAGUAUCUGCAGGCUAAGAAGCCUUGUCUUCCUGGUGGGGCAUGCCUGGCUGACCAGGCUUCACAUGCAGCGUAUGCUGCCAAGAGGCUAUCCCACCAUACGGGAUCCUUCGGCUGCUUACCAACAGCAGUUCUCCAGACCACUGGUACCAUCUCAAAGGGACACUAGGAUUGUUCAGUCCUCUCCUCCAGAACCAGCUGCCUCACAAAAAGCAGUUAUACUUCCACCACCUUCCAUGGCCAACAAUUUUCAGCAAUUGCAAGACCUCAUAAAGAGAAUAGCUGUCAUUCUUCAGAUUCCACUAGAAAAGGUCAGGGAUUCACAACACGAGAUAUUGGCUGUCCUACAGUCAAUAACACACUUGAGGGUGGCAUACCCAUCAGCGAGGCACUCCUGGAUCCAAGUAAAACUGUGUGGCAAACACCUGCUACUAUUCCAUCAGCAUGCAAAGGAGCGGAUUAAAAAGUAUUACGUUCCCCCUAAGGACUCUGAUUUCUUGUUUUCCUACCUUCUACCUAAUUCCCCUCUGGGGAAACUGCUUAGAAGUCCCCUGAAGUGGACCCACCCACAGGGACACUACUCAGAGAAAGAGAGGAGUUAUUCAUCUUAUGCAGUAACUGCAUUUCUUCAAGGUGUGUCCCCCUUUGGGUGUUCCACAACCCAUCCUCCUUCCCCUCUGCUUUGAACUGCUCUCUGUGGACAUUCAGCAGGAGAAGGAACUGAGGGCAGUUUGCUUACACAUUCUUAUAUAGGUGCCUGGCACAAGGAGGCAUAGGGACACAUGUAUGAGUCGAAUGGGCACUGCGAGAGGAAAAGUCUCUGAUACAGGGCUCAAAGUUGCAUGUGCACUGGAGGUGGUGCACCCAUAGGGGGGUACAUCUUGAAGAACUGCAGUUAUUGCACAAGCUGAGUAACCUCUUCUUGCUGUGGAGUCCAUUCUUUCAAAGUUCCUGACCUUGUGUGAGCUCAGUUCUAAUGUUGCACUUUAUUAACAUCAUUGUUGCUUUUGUAAAGAUAUACAUUAUAUAUAAUGUAUUUCAGUACUAAUUUAUUUUGUUUUUGAAAUGCACUCAUUUUAUCUGAGUAUUUGAGCCUGUAAAAUGGCUGAAUGGAACAUCUUCAAACCACUCCACCCAACUACACCCCUGCCCCACCCCCCAAAAAAUAAUUGGGGGUGAGGGGAUGACACCUCCCAGCUAGAAUAACCCUGAAUUAUUAGCUCUACAAAGACUCCCUCUACCCCCGAAAGUUUUAAAUCACUGAAAUUAAUGGUUCAGCAUCAAGUGUAAUCUCAGCCAUAAAUAUAUAUGUAUGCAUUGUCGCAAGAAUAAGUUAGUCAUAAAGCUUCAUGUGCACAGUUCAGAAUCAAAGUGACUAAUUUGGUGUUCAAAUACUGCCUGCCAUACGUACAGGAGUAGUCUCAUUGACGUCCAGGGGAAUACUUGUGUUAGUAAAGUAAUUGGGAUUUGUCCCCAAAUUAGGAUUAUGGUUUUUUAUAAGAAGUCCAUUCCAUUAACAAAUUGGACUGAUGACACCAGUGCCCAAGUCUGUAGUUUGCUUAUUCAGUUAAAGGAGAAAGUGUGUUUCAGCAGGAGUCCUAUUUCUGACUAGUAAGCAAAAGUUUUGUGUAUGAAAGAUACUUAAUUCAGUCACAAAUUAUUGGUCUUAAUGCAGGAGUUACAGGCUCUCGGAUUUCACCUAGUAUUAUGCAGGAGGUCUAAUUAUGUGAUCACAAGGGCCUUAAAAGUUAUGAACCUAUAUGUUUCAUUAACUCCUUUUCCCCCUUGAUGUCUCCUUUCCAAAUAUUGAAUGGGCCCAACACUACAUAGUUUAUGAAACCAAUGCAAUCAGAGCUACUCAGACUCACAGUUUAUUCUCUUCUGGAUCCAGCCCCUGGUCUUUCAAUUUCAAGGUAACAUGGCUGCCGUAAUCAUUUACUUAUUUGGGAUGCACUUGUAAAUCAUUAUUAGAGUUUGUUAUAAACAUUAAGAAUUCAGUAGUUACACAGGUUGACAUGUUGCAAAGAUAGGAUUAUUGCUAUAGGAAAAUGAAGUUGAGCAAUUCUUAUCUGGUAUACCAGGACCAAGUUCUUUAGAGUUUACGUACAUGGGAAGUGACUAUAAUAAUGCAACUACAGCUGAGUGAAUAAUUCUCACUUAGCAGCUAACCACUUAUGGAAUAUCUGCAAGCAGAUCCCCUUUACUAUAUUUGGCAAAUACAGUCUUGAAUUUUCCUCUACAGUCUAGGGCCCCAUCAAUGAUUUCCUGUCCUGUUUAGGGGCAGGAUUUUUAAGCAGUGCUGAUGUACCAACGAAUAGAGCACCACUGGUAAAAAUACAGAUGAGGCAGGCUCAGUGGCCACUUCGAGCAGUUUUAUUUUUUUGCAUCUGUUUGACAGGAGUCUGGUGCCAAGACAGGGAGGGAGAAGUGGAGAUGGAGUGAAGUGUCCUCCCACCCCACAACAGAACACUGUUUCAGGCAGGUGCUCGGCUCAUGUGCACCAGCUGUGAUGCCAGCAAUAGCGUUAGUAUCCUGGCCAGCUGCCUGCACAUGUGUUAGUAAAGUGGUUGCUGUUGUGGCACUCUGUGAUUAUAGUGGAUCUGUAUAAUAACUAUUAUAGUGUCAGUAUUUAGUACUAAUAGGACCAGAUUCACAUCUAGCGUAAAACAGUAUAGCUCCAUUAACUUAGUAGAGCUACAUCAGUUUACAUCAGCUGAGGAUCUUGACCCUCUAGUGCUUUACCUACAUUAAAUAAUAUUGAGAAAAGUUUUUAGAUCUAUCUUUAUUCUUCUCCUUUUGAAGUAGACCAUGUUCAGGAAUGGCUAUGAAAAUGAUUGAUUAUACUAUCAUACAUCCCAUCCCUGUAGCCUUUCACGGUGCUGUUUUCCUUAUUGACUUAAGCAUGCAGUGAAGAGCAGUGUCCUGCUUUUGAUGAACGUUCAUAAUUCUGUUUCAGAUCCAGAUCUCUUAAUGUGAAGGAUACGUUAAUCAUUCUGGACUAAGUGUAUGCCAACAUUUUAGUUUUAAGACAAGGCAGUUUCAGUUAUUUUGAGCUCCAAACAUCUGAACAAUGUUCUUAACAGCUUAAAACCAUUUUUAUACUCGGAUAAGUAACAAAUGUCUGUUUCAUCAUCACGCUUUCAAAAAAAAGUUAUCUCUGGGCUCAGGCAAAAACUGAAGUUUCAGGCCCAAAGGCAAAUUGUUGGGAAUAAGUUAAGGCAGUGGUUCUCAACCUUUCUGGACGACUGUAUCCCUUUCAGGAGUCUGACUUGUCUUGAGUACCCCUACUUUCACCUCACUUAAAAACUACUUGCUUACAGAAUCAGACAUAAAAAUACAAAAGUGUCACGAACAGCACACUAUUACUAAAAAAUUGCUUACUUUCUUAUUUUAGCAUAUAAUUAUAAAAUCUAGCCAUUGGAAUAUAGGUAUUGUACUUACAUUUCAAUGUGAUACUGAGCCUGUUUUGCAUUUUUGAGCCUUGUCUGAAGCCCAAGCUCUGCUGCCUGGGGCUGAAGCAUGUAACUUCGCUUCGGGUAUGGCCUGGGGCAGUUACCCUGCUUGCCACCUCCUAAUGCCAGCCCUCCAUUUGCAAACCCCCUAAACCUGUCCUAUGACCACCCUUGAGGCUGCAAGCACCAGGUCGAGAAACACUGAUCUAGAUGAAUUGAGUACUCCCUGGAAGACCUCUGAGUAUAUGUACCACUGGUUGAGACCCACUGAGUUAUGGGUUUAGUUUUGGAUGUGCCACCUCUACCAUCACUGUAUAAUUGCCAUAACUUCUGAUUUCAAGAAUAACAGGAAGUGUAGUGUAAAACACAAUUGUAAUAUGACAGUGAGAACUGCAGAAUGGAAGAUGUCACUGAUAAAGGAAAUUAUUCUCCACAAUUCUGAUGUAUGUUGAUUCUGAUAAGGGACAAGCUCUUGCUAAAAAUACGUCCACAUAUAAUCAUUUUUCAUGUGGAUUUGCAAAUGUUUUUUAAAUUCAAAUUUAAUCGUUUCCCUGUGUUGCAGGUUUAUUUUUAUGCUAUUUUUUUUUUCAAACAAGGCACUGUUGCCACAUGUUGUACUUUCAUGGGUUCAUGUAUGUUGAUAUGUUCAUGCCCUGUGAGCAUUUUUGCCUUCCACUCAUGAUGGUCAGUCACAGGAAAAACAUUUGGUACAAUUCAACUGUGACUCUGUUUGGGAGAUAUGAAUAUCAAAUGUAUUUACUACCUUUAAAUUAGCGUAUACAUGUCAAUUUAAAGUCUGUUUGAUAUAAAGAGCUUGAUUUUUAAGGUCACUAAGAAUCUUUUGCACCAUUAUUUCCCUAUAAUGGGUCUGAUUCUAAGAUUGCCAAGAAUCCUCUGUGCCACUCUAGCUGCCUGAAGGGGACAUAAAGCUGGUUUAACAGGCCAGGUGGGGCUUCCCUCAGCAUGCUUAUGUUGGCUCUGUGCCACCCCCCUUUGAAGCUGCUGGGGUAAGGUGCUCAGCUGGGGAAAGGGUGCUAAGUGAUUUUCUGCUACUAGAAUGGCCACUGACAGUAGGGUGCAAAUUGCACUGGAGGCUUAAUCAGACCUCUGCUGGACCUAGAAUUGAGUGGCCUAAAGGUGAUGUGAAGUCAUCUUUGUUUCUCCCUUUGGGGCAUGCACUAAGCACAGUUUGGCCAGACCUCAGAAUGUGGCCAACUGUAUUAACAUUUUUUGACAUUACAACAGCUCUCAUACCCAACCUAGGAACUGUUAACUCCUGAUGUUCGAAGCCUAAGGCUCCUGUCUAAUCCGUCUUCCCUACGAGUCCACUUUCCAUCCCCAACCUUGUCAGGACCUGAUUUUUCUCAGUGUCCUUUGCCCAGGACAUUGCAACAACUCCAGCUCCUUCUUCAGAAACUGCUUGGACCUAGACAUAAGUGCAGGUAUUGGCAGUCCAUUCCUAUUGCACUAGUUUAAACCUACUGGGGAACCCCACCAGCAGUUACUCCUACAGGAGGGGUGUCAUCUUUGGGGCAUUAGUAGAGUCCUCUGGACAAGCACACUUUGACCACCAGUGCUUUUUAACUUGUUCUAGGUGUAGAGCUUGGAAAGUAUAAAACUAGACUGGGAGUGUUUUUUGCUUUGGUUCUGUUUGUAAAAUAUUGUUGGCUUUUAUGUCCAUUUUAGGUGAGUGUAUUCCCAUGUGUUUUGCAUUGAGUAAAAGCUGGUAUAUUACAUUUUAUGUUGGUGACUUUAGAAAGUUUGUCUUUGUGCUUAAUAUGUUCUGCAGUCUAGACUGGUGACUUGAAGAUGUGAAAAUUACCAAAAGGUUUUAAAAGGUUGUGCGCAUGCAGAUUAAUUGCAUUUCACAGUAUACUUGCCACUUCUAUAAUGAUUUCAAUAAUUUGUCUUGAUGAAUGGAAGAGUUGCUUCUAAACUGUGGACCCCGACCAUCAAUUUUAUUCUUAUUGAUGUAGUGCAAGGGAGAGUAAGCCCCCUGACUAUGCUUUGCCAUAACACUUCUCAUUUUUUCAGCUGGUAGUCACUAAUGACUUGAUUUUUCAAAAGUGCCGAGCACUCUCAAAUUCUGUUGAAGUCAGUUGGGGCUGAAGAUGCUUAACAGCUCUGAAUAUCGGACCAUAAGGCUUUUUGCUGAUAUCAGGAGCAUAACUGCUCUGGUGGGCCACUGCAUGUAGUCGUGUACCAGUGUCCUUGAGCUAGCUAACAUCAAACAAAAAUAAAGCCACCUUCUGAUCCUGAGUGUCUCUGGAUUAAGUUUAGAAGUGUGUGCAACAAGAGUGAUGUAGUGGUGGGAGUCUGCUAUAGACCACCGGACCAGGGGGAUGAGGUAGAUGAGGCUUUCUUCCGGCAGCUCACGGAAGCUACUGGAUCGCAUGCCCUGAUUCUCAUGGGUGACUUUAAUUUUCCUGAUAUCUGCUGGGAGAGCAAUACAGCGGUGCAUAGACAAUUCAGGAAGUUUUUGGAAAGCGUAGGGGACAAUUUCCUGGCGCAAGUGCUAGAGGAGCCAACUAGGGGGGGCGCUUUUCUUGACCUGCUGCUCACAAACCGGGUAGAAUUAGUGGGGGAAGCAAAAGUGGAUGGGAAUCUGGGAGGCAGUGACCAUGAGUUGGUUGAGUUCAGGAUCCUGACGCAGGGAAGAAAGGUAAGCAGCAGGAUACGGACCCUGGACUUCAGGAAAGCAGACUUCGACUCCCUCAGGGAACGGAUGGCCAGGAUCCCCUGGAGGACUAACUUGAAGGGGAAAGGAGUCCAGGAGAGCUGGCUGUAUUUCAAGGAAUCCCUGUUGAGGUUACAGGGACAAACCAUCCCAAUGAGUCGAAAGAAUAGUAAAUAUGGCAGGCGACCAGCUUGGCUUAAUGGUGAAAUCCUAGCGGAUCUUAAACAUAAAAAAGAAGCUUACAAGAAGUGGAAGGUUGGACAUAUGACCAGGGAAGAGUAUAAAAAUAUUGCUCGGGCAUGUAGGAAUGAUAUCAGGAGGGCCAAAUCGCACCUGGAGCUGCAGCUAGCCAGAGAUGUUAAGAGAAACAAGAAGGGUUUCUUCAGGUAUGUUGGCAACAAGAAGAAAGCCAAGGAAAGUGUGGGCCCCUUACUGAAUGAGGGAGGCAACCUAGUGACAGAGGAUGUGGAAAAAGCUAAUGUACUCAAUGCUUUUUUUGCCUCUGUUUUCACUAACAAGGUCAGCUCCCAGACUGCUGCUCUGGGCAUCACAAAAUGGGGAAGAGAUGGCCAGCCCUCUGUGGAGAUAGAGGUGGUUAGGGACUAUUUAGAAAAGCUGGACGUGCACAAGUCCAUGGGGCCGGACGAGUUGCAUCCGAGAGUGCUGAAGGAAUUGGCGGCUGUGAUUGCAGAGCCAUUGGCCAUUAUCUUUGAAAACUCGUGGCGCACCGGGGAAGUCCCGGAUGACUGGAAAAAGGCUAACGUAGUGCCAAUCUUUAAAAAAGGGAAGAAGGAGGAUCCUGGGAACUACAGGCCAGUCAGCCUCACCUCAGUCCCUGGAAAAAUCAUGGAGCAGGUCCUCAAAGAAUCAAUCCUGAAGCACUUGCAUGAGAGGAAAGUGAUCAGGAACAGCCAGCAUGGAUUCACCAAGGGAAGGUCAUGCCUGACUAAUCUAAUCGCCUUCUAUGAUGAGAUUACUGGUUCUGUGGAUGAAGGGAAAGCAGUGGAUGUAUUGUUUCUUGACUUUAGCAAAGCUUUUGACACGGUCUCCCACAGUAUUCUUGUCAGCAAGUUAAGGAAGUAUGGGCUGGAAGAAUGCACUAUAAGGUGAGUAGAAAGCUGGCUAGAUUGUCGGGCUCAACGGGUAGUUAUCAAUGGCUCCAUGUCUAGUUGGCAGCCGGUAUCAAGUGGAGUGCCCCUGGGGCCGGUUUUGUUCAAUAUCUUCAUAAAUGAUCUGGAGGAUGGUGUGGAUUGCACUCUCAGCAAAUUUGCGGAUGAUACUAAACUGGGAGGAGUGGUAGAUACGCUGGAGGGGAGGGAUAGAAUACAGAAGGACCUAGACAAAUUGGAGGAUUGGGCCAAAAGAAAUCUGAUGAGGUUCAAUAAGGAUAAGUGCAGGGUCCUGCACUUAGGACGGAAGAACCCAAUUCACAGCUACAGACUAGGGACCGAAUGGCUAGGCAGCAGUUCUGCGGAAAAGGACCUAGGGGUGACAGUG